This is a messenger RNA of Bursaphelenchus xylophilus (pine wood nematode), 1532 nucleotides long. The record is from the annotation of a GenBank genome assembly. Lineage: Eukaryota; Metazoa; Nematoda; Chromadorea; Rhabditida; Aphelenchoididae.
AUGACGUAUCGAAAAGGAAUCAUGAUUUUCUCCGCGUUUCAUAGUGUUGUGUCGCUGUUGAUGUUGUUGUCAGCGUACAUGUCUUAUGCCGAUAGAGAGGCGCUAAAUCGGGUAAGUAAAGUGGAUAAGAAGAAUUCCUUUUUGAUGAGGCUAUACUGAAAAAACUUGACAAAGUUUAAAUUAGAAUUCAUUCUUUUGGUUAUAAUGUUUCAAACAUUUUUUGCAAGGAAAUCUCACAAGUUUUACAGCGCCAUGGAAAACCAAUUGCACUAUUAUUAUAACUCUAUCUUUAGCAUGAAAUAGUGAACAAGCUCCAAAUGAUGUACCCCUACAAUUACGACGACAUUUUAAGCAUCACCAACAACUCUGUUGUCAUCGGAGUCAGGCGGAACUCGCUGGUUUCGUUUUCCUCCGGUUUUUUUCUUUUCCUCUCCACUCUUUGCAUUGUUCUCUCCCUCACUCUAACCUUCCUCUCUGUCAAAACUUUGAAUCGCUCUAUGACGCGUCGCCCUUCCCAUUCUUUUAUCACCCUGAGGCGGCGUCUGAAGAUCAUGUUAAUUGAGCGAUCUAUAGUCCCCAUUCUAACGUACUCACUGCCAAUUACAAUCGCUGUAGCGAUUAUUCAUUUCGAUCUUAUCGAAGUAUCGGGAUGGAUUCAAUGGCUGAUUUUGACGUCAAUUGCAUCGCCGUUGAUUUGUAAUACGAUUGUAAUGGGUACGCUGGAACCAUUCAGAAAAGUGAUGAGGAAGGUGUUGAACUUGGAAUGGAAGGUGCUGUUCAAGGAGAACUCUUCGGGUGAGUUUUUUUCUGGUGUUUGGAGAGAAAGAUUGCUGCACUACAUUUCUCGGUUUGCAAAAAAACAUUCUAGUCAUCAAUAUCGCAAUUUUUUCGGUUGUUUGCAGAUCCCGCCGAGAUAUUCGACAAAGACCAUUGAUAAAAGAAAAAUUUGUUGGAAUUGUCAUCAAUUUUUUUAACAGAUUUUUUCUAAUAAACUUAAUUUUAUGCUAGGUGGUUACGGCCGGCCUUUCAAAAACUUUCCGCCCGGGCUUUUGAUUUGUUCUUUUCGAAUGAAAAUUAAACUUUACCGCCUUUUUGUUUUUGAAAAGGUGAAACUUUUGAACCUUUACUCUUUUUUGGCCUUAAAAAUUCGGCGGUUUCUGCAAAGCGAACACUAAAAAAUCUCGAAAAGCCCUUGGUCUACACGAUUUAAUCUUUUCGCAAUCAAUAGUUUCAUCUGAAUUAAAGCGCCGCCCUGACUUAUGUAUAGUGAUAUCAGCCUACAUUUAAUUUCCCCCUCUAAUCUUACUUCAGCGAAAUUGCAGCUGAAAUGUCAUCGGAAACGCCGCCUGUUACCUAUGUCACUUAUUGUCAAAAUUAACGCAGCAAGUUAUUGUAUUUUCCUCAUUAAUUCGUUCUUAACCCUACAAUAAUAAAAAAUUUCAGAUUCCGAGCUCCGCCGUAAUCCCUUCAGUAUUAUAAUCUGGCCAAUGUCUCCACUUCCAAGCCGUGCUCGACUAAACGUCAUCAAAUAA